AUGGAGAGCAAGUGGGAAUCUGAGGUCCAGGAGCUGAUUAGGCGGUCGAAUUUCAGACAAUGCUUCGAGCAAUUGACCGUGCUGCGGAAACGGUACCCGAAGUCUGCCUUCUUGGAGUUGCUCGAGCUGUACGCGAAGUACCGGCAGUCGCCAGCGGCGUUCGAUUACAAGGCGCUGAUUGUGGAACCUUACUGUAGGGACAAGCGCAGUCCGCGGGUCACGGGCGACCUGCAUGCAUUGGAUCUUUUGCAUCGGUUCCUCGUCGAAUUGGGCCAGUUCGAUGACGCAUUGCACGCCGUGGAGCUUGCGCAUCUCAAGUUUAACCGUCUGGACUUGACGUACGACCUGUUUGUCAAGUCCAUCGAGGACGCGGACUUCCCGCGGAUGGCACGCGCUACGUCGAGUCUGCCGGGACGCACGCCGCGGGACACUGCCGACUACGAGACGAGGACCCGCGCGUACCAUUUCUGGAACGCGAUUGCCACACUGGCUACGUUUAUGCACCAGCGGUCGCGGUUAUCCGAACAGGAACUGAAGGUACUGCCAAAGUUGUGCUACCAGCGGCUGUCGCAAUUGAAGCCACACAGCACGAUCCAGGAGGCGAUCGUCUACUGUCUUGUGUGCGAGCGGUUGCUCCCAAAUGACAACGCCAGCAAGUCUGCGGAGAUCGUCGAGACGAUUAUGCCACACUUGCAAGUCUCUGUCGAUCUGUACUUGAAGAACUUUAUGGUGGAGCACGUCAAGGAUCCGCAGGUGAUGUUUGACAGCUGUGCGAAGAUGCUUAGCGAGUUCGACGACUACAAACUUAUCGGUAAACUGAUCGAGAGCGGGCAACAAUUGGGCAAGACGAAACAAGAAAUAAGGGACCUUGUGAGGGACCGUGUCGGAGAUUCCCGGAAUUGCCGUCUAUCAGGGUUCGAAGUAGACCUGUGUUUCGACAAGAGAGUCUCUGCAGGGUCCCUAAGACACUACUUGGCCAAAUUCCACAACAAACCGUGCUGCGCGAUCGAUAUCGAGCAUUACCGGGAGCACUUGGAUACCCCAUUGCUACAGGAGGCGAUGGACGAGUUGGAAGCGGAUCUGAUCCAUGACUCGAACUGUUUCCAGCUCCAGUUGACCCCACAACAGGACGCAGUUGCCCUGUACAAGAAGCACGAGCACACUUUGCAGGGGAAGCCGGCCACGGACUACUCCAGUCUGUCCACUUUCAUCGUCUCCAUGGUCAGAGAGACUCUACGUGGGGGCGGUUCGUCGUCGCCGUUGCAAAACAUCCUCACAAGUUUGUCCAUAUUGGAGAACUUCCAGUUACGGGACCCACAUAACUUUGACACGGGCGUCUGGAUAAUUGCGCUGUACAUGCAGCUUGGUCUGACUCCCUUAGCGGUGCCCUGCUAUACGGAUUUGAAGAUCAAAAACGUGCAAAGCGACUCGAUGGACUACACGCUGUUCACGCGGUACAACUCGAUCUUCCCCGCGAAGCAGCACGAUUAUAUGCUACGGGUGCUCCCUGAGCACGACCGGCUGUACAGUAGCUCGAUGGAGCGGUUACCUCAGUUCAUCCGCAUUGCAUUUGAGAGAGGGUCGUACAGUAAGAUUCUCGGGAUGUUCGAGUUAAGGAGGAAGUUGACCCACUCGAUGAACCGGUGGAUGCGGAUGGUGAGCAAAUUGCAGAUGGCAAGACUUUGCAACGACAAGCGCACGCAGCAGUUGCAAGUGCUGCACCAAAUGUGGGCACAGUUGGGCGCGGAGAAAGAGAUCUUGGAUAACAGAGACCUCACCGUUUUCAAGACACACGGCGAAUGCACUCCAGAAGAACAAUUAUCGUAUUUGCGCUGUUCCCAAGACUGGAUCCUGUUGAGCUGUUCCCAAGAGUUCAUGAUCGAGUCCAUCACUAGUGGGACCCGAUCCUUUGAAGUAGACGAGUUAUGGACCAAACUAGCGUUGUCCGACGAUCUCGAUGGCGCGCUCUCUGCGGCAGGGUUUACCCAGUGGGAGGCGCUCUCCUUGAAGGUAGUGCAUGCCCUGUACGAGAACCGUAUGGCCGCCGUUCCGCAGCUUCUAGCGAGUUUCACGAGGGGGUCCCUCGACGAACCCUGGACGGUCCCCCAUGCGUACUUGACGCAGUUGACGCUCUUGAAGACUUUGGACGGCUGCAAGCGGAUUUGUGACGCAGAGGCAAAGGCCGCUAUCAAGAAACAACUACGUUUGCUACGGGAAUCCUGCGACGAUCAGUUCGCAAGCUACAAGGCGGCGCUCGCUGCCGAGUGUGCACAGACAGCUUCGUCCCCUCUGCUGUCACAAUUGGGGUUCCCAGUGCUCGAUUCGGGCCCGCUCACCGCCGCUACGACCACGGUCCACAAGGCUGUCCGCAACCUAUGA
Messenger RNA from Huiozyma naganishii CBS 8797, 2379 nucleotides. RefSeq names its product Mdm20p (gene MDM20). The transcript has a single exon. NCBI's taxonomy places the organism in Eukaryota, Fungi, Ascomycota, Saccharomycetes, Saccharomycetales, Saccharomycetaceae. The record is from RefSeq and is a predicted model, not a curated record. Bases 1 to 2379 code for a protein of 792 amino acids.